This is a messenger RNA of Saitoella complicata NRRL Y-17804, 717 nucleotides long. RefSeq lists its product as uncharacterized. NCBI's taxonomy places the organism in Eukaryota, Fungi, Ascomycota, Saitoellomycetes, Saitoellales, Saitoellaceae. Bases 153 to 623 code for a protein of 156 amino acids. The record is from RefSeq and is a predicted model, not a curated record. The transcript has 2 exons.
GCACCGGGGGAGGUUACGCACAUGCUGGGACGGGAAACACGAGCUAUUGACUACGCUCGGGCCAGCCCAAAAGAUCACAUACAGAGGCAGAAGAGGAGAACAAGGAUGAGGUCGAGCUUGAAGUGUACGAUACAGAUACGAAUGCGAAUGCGAUGAUCACACGCGAGGAGCCCAAGAAGCAGCCCAAGAUGUCCUUUGAAACGCCGGCAACGCCUCGAACCAAAAGACCUGAAAGCAGGAGCAGUGCCGGCAAGAUAUCUGCCUCCAGUUCGAGCAACAGCCAAGGCAGCUCUAGGGGCAGUAACGACUCCAGCUCCUUCCCCCUCCACUACAAACACGAAUCCCACCCCAAACCUCCUCAAAAAACCGGCGAUCCCGACAUCGACAACGACCGCUCCCUCCCUCCACCAGUAAACAUGCACACCCUCCCGCACAUGGGCAAAAAAGUCAUGUCGGCCGGUAAAGACGGGAUGGAAGACACGAUUGAUGGUGGGCUCGAUUUGAUGGGGCAGAGGAAGGGGAGGGAGUUAAGGACGUGGGUUAGGGUUACGUUGACGAUCGGGGCGUUGGCGUAUCGGGCGUUCGUUGCGAUCGUGUUUUGUGAGUGGGGGAAUUUGCGGUGAUGCUGCUGUGAUUAUUGUUCUGAGUUGUUUCCGGCGUGUGGUGUACGUGUAUGCGUUUUGGGUUUGAGACGAAUGGCGGGUCAUAGGGUAUUCA